UGAAAAAGAAUUUCGAAAAUAAACUUUAAUCCUGCCCCUGUUUCAUCUCCUUUCUAGCUCGUUCUCAAACUUUCUCUGCUCUUAAACUGUAGAGGAGAGAUUUUCUCAAUUCCGACAUGGGAGUACCGGAGACAGACCCACUAGCCCAGCUGAGCUUGCCGCCGGGUUUUCGGUUUUACCCGACUGAUGAGGAGCUUAUGGUGCAGUAUCUAUGCCGGAAAGUUGCUGGGCAACCUUUUCCUUUGCCGCUUAUAGCUGAAAUUGAUUUGUACAAGUUUGAUCCAUGGGUUUUACCGGAUAAAGCGAUAUUUGGGGAAAAAGAAUGGUACUUUUUCAGUCCUAGAGAUAGGAAGUACCCAAACGGAUCUCGACCCAAUAGAGUUGCCGGGUCCGGUUACUGGAAGGCCACCGGAACGGACAAGGCUAUCAUGACGGAGGGUCGGAAAGUUGGCAUCAAGAAAGCUCUGGUGUUUUACAUCGGUAAAGCUCCAAAAGGAAUCAAAACUAAUUGGAUCAUGCAUGAGUAUCGUCUCAUAGGCAACCAGCGCAAAAAUGGAAGCUUAAAGCUAGAUGAUUGGGUUUUGUGUCGAAUUUACAUGAAGAAUUCAAGCUCUCAAAAACCCACCAUGGGGAGCGUUGCAAGCAAAGACAAUAGCAACAAUGUCUCUUGUUCUUCUUCUUCGUCGCAGCUCGACGACAUGGUCGAUUCCUUCCCAGAGAUAAACGACCGUUCCUUCUCUUUGCCACAGAUGAACUCGCUGAAAACGCCCCAGAACUAUGAGAAAAUGGCAUUUCAGAAUCUGGGUAGCGAAAAUAUAGACUGGGCGAGUCUCGCUGCGCUCACCUCAGUGCCGGACCUCGUUCCAGGAGGGUAUACGCAGGCGCAGGGUCAGGCAAUUCCAAGCUAUGCAAGCAAUGACGCUUACUUCCCCCCCAUCCGGCCGCUCGGCCAGGUGGGUUCAUCGGCGAACAAAGGUCGUAAUUCGGUGGAGGAAGAGGUGCAGAGUGGGAUCAGAAAUCAUCAGCGAGUUGAGAACUCGGGAUUCUUUCAACAGAACCCGGGCUGGUUGACUCAGAACUUCUCCAACUCGGUUGAUCCGUCCUGGUUCGGAUACCCGACUCAGACCAACGGGUUCGGGUUUAGUCAAUGAAAAAUCACUGGAAAAUAUUAUUAAGAAAGAAUUUUAUGUACAUAUUUGGAAUUCUUUGGCUAACCUUUUUGGCCUUAUUGAUUCCAAUUUCCAAUUAAAACUUGAAAGAAAAAAAAAGUUGUGGGGGUAGAUUUAAAUUGAGGGUGGGUAUGGUAGCACUAAAGCAGCACCAAAAUUGGGAUAAUUUGGAGCUAGCUCUUUUUUGUUGCAUAGAGAAGAUGGAUGGAAUGUACAAAGCACUUCUUUUGUACAAGACAAAUCUCCAAAAUCAAUUGAGGAUGUGAAUUUUUCCUUCUUUAUGUAAACAUACAUUGAUAGAAUGAAAAUUUACUUGUUAG
Messenger RNA from Rubroshorea leprosula, 1489 nucleotides. The record is from the annotation of a GenBank genome assembly. Lineage: Eukaryota; Viridiplantae; Streptophyta; Magnoliopsida; Malvales; Dipterocarpaceae.